CCCCAAGCCAUGCAGAAAUCUCAGGGUAAGAACAACCUCAGCCGGGCCACGGGAGAGGCUGUGGGGACAGGACGAGGCCUGGGGAGAGCUCCCCCAAGCCCUGCCAUCCCUCCUAAGAGAGCCAAAGUCACCGCCGAGCAGACAGGCCCUGCAGCCCCCAUCUUCCUGCAGGAGCUGAAGGACAUGACCACCAGCAUCAGCCACGACAUCCUACUGAGGGUGGCAGUCACUGGCAGUCCCCAGCCACACCUGAGCUGGUACAAGGACAAGAUGCCUUUUGCCCCUACCCAAGAGAAGGACGAGGAGUAUGGCAGCCUCCGGAUCUGCGACAGCAAAGUGGCUGAUGCCGGGGUCUACAGCUGCGUGGCCAAGAACGAGCAUGGAGAAGCGACCAGCAGUGCCACCGUGACCAUCACAGGCAUGGAAGACUCGGAGACGGGAGAAGAUGACGCCAGCAGCACACAGGUGACCCAACGCAGCCAGCUCCAGGAUGAGACAACCUACAGCUCCCCUACAGGGGAGUCGGACACGCUGGUGGAUGCCUCCAUGAAGACGACUCCGACCUCGGUGCCAGGCCUGUCCCAGACAGAUGAGCACUCCAGUUGGUCAGGGAGCCAAACCACAGUGUUGGAGAAGGAUCCAGAGGCUGGCCCCACCGUGAGGGGACCCUACCUGCACCCCAGCAUUCCAAGGCAAGCACCUGCCGAGGCCCGGCACCUGGGGGUGGAGCCGCUGGUGCGGGCAUCACGGGCGGAGCUGAUUGGCGUGGCCCCGGGGUCCGAGGACAGCCUGUCUCUGGGGAGCGACCCCUACGGCAGUGCCUUCAGCCUGUACCGGGGCCGUGCCCUCUCCCUGCACGUCAGCCUCCCCCAUGGUGGGUAUCGGAGGGAUGAGGCCAACAGCAGCAGCAAAACCAGCACAGAUACCCUCCACCCACCUGCACAGAAACCUCCUCUCCAGCGCCCAGUGUCCCCCCGAGCAGGGCAGUGCCCAGCCCAGCCCCCGGGGGCCAACCGUGGCCCCACACCACCUGUGGCUCCCCGCAGAAAGUUGCUGAUGCCCCCUGACUCCCAGGACACAGCGUCGGAGGAAUUUGACGAGAAGCUUAAGCGCCCCAAGUCAUCGGGCUACUCUCAGGCUGGCACGGGGGAGUCACGGCCCCAGACACCGCUGAGCGAGGCCUCCAGCCGCGUGUCUGUCCUCCGCCCCUCACCCAAGCUGCCCCGGUCAGGCUCCAAGAUCUUCGACAAGCUCAAGUUCUUUGAGGAACGGCGGAAGAGUCUGGAGCAGAAUGAGAACCCUUUUGUGGGCCACACGUGGCUGCCCCUACGCAAGACACGCUCCUUUGAUCAGCCCGGCUUCGACGACGCCAGCCCCUUCAUCUCGGCUGCCUCUCAUGAGGACCUACAAGAGGACACCCGCUCCGAGCUGGGAGGGGUGGCCUUUCGGCGCCAGGCCUUCCACCAGAAGGCAGCCUCUUUGGAUGAGCGCGGCCGUUUCUCUAGUCGCGUGCAUGACCUGGAGCACAAAUUCACCGAGGAACUGGGGCGCAUUAAGCGCACUGUGUCCCAGCAGCAGCUGCGGCGAUCCCAAGAACUGUUCAGCUCACCGUCUCCACGUGCCUCUGCCGAGCCGCCCGCCCCCAGAGUUCCCCCGCCAAGGAAGCUCAAGCCCCUCAAGGCCUUGCCACUGACGGAGAAUGCGCACGGUGUGCAACAGCUAGUGCUGUCCAGCGUGGGACUGGUGGGGCCCAGAGAUGAGCCCAAGGGGACGCAAAAGCUUCUUUCCAGGAGCGGAGCCGCAGCUGAUCAGAAGGAAGAACUGAGCCGAGGUCCGAAAGACACGGAGUUGAACGGACAGGAUCUGCGGCGGAAGGUGGAGCAGUGCCCGCUGUCCCAUGCUGCCCCGCCCGGACGGAGGGAGCUGUUGCGGACUGUACCCCUGGAGAGCAAUGACUGUGUGGACGGAGGCUCUGCGAACCCAGCGAAAGCGAACCAUGAGCCAAAGGGUCCAAGUGAAGCCUCGCAUGCCCGGAAACGGGAGUCUGGCCAGGAUGGACAUUCCCUGCCCUGGACCAAGGCAGAAGCGGGCACAGAGAGGAGCAGGGCAGCAGGAGCCCAGGGUGCAAGCAGAGAGUUGGAGAGAAAGUCUGGGAAAGUGUCAGAGAAAAAGGACAAUGCAUUGCAGCCACAGGAAGGGAAGAGCGCACGGAGCAGGGGCAAAGGCCGCCGGACCCGACGAACGUCACCCGAACCAGAAUCCUCUGAUGAUUCCUACAUCUCUGCGGGCGAGGACCCCCUGGAGGCCCCCAUCUUUGAGAUCCCUAUCCAGGAUGUAACCAUCAUAGCUGGAACUGAGGUGCUGUUCAAAUGUAUCAUCACAGGCAACCCUUCCCCAGAAGUGUCAUGGCGAAAGGACGGCAUCCCCUUUCGGAGCAGCACCACUCGCCCUAUCAAAGCAGAGGGCGAACGCCACACCCUGCUGGUCAGGAGUGCCCGCGUGGCUGAUGCCGGCCUCUACACGGUUUGCGCCACCAACGAGGUGGGCGAGGCCUGCUGCAGCGCCAUCUUGACUGUGCGGCCAGCUCCUCCAGAAAGCCACAGCCGCUUGGUGGCCCGCCAUGAGCUCAGCAGCCCGGUCACAUCAGAUGAAGAGUACCUGAGCCCCCUGGAGGAGUUCCCUGAUUCCGGCACUCCUCGGCACCACCCUGUCAUGAGAGUGCAACCCCGGUCUGAGCUUGGCCCAGCCCCUGCCCACGUGGGCACUAACUUCAAGGCUGCACCAUCCUUUGAGGUGGCACUGAGUGACCAGGCAGUACUGGAGGGACAGGAUGUGGCCCUGCGUAUUCGGGUACAGGGAGAGCCCAAACCUAUUGUACACUGGCUGAAGAAUAGGCACCCUGUAAAGUAUGGAAGGCGCAUUUCUGCUGUGGAGGACGAGGAUGGAUCUUUCUGCCUACAUCUCCGCAUGGUGGAGUGCACAGAUGCUGGCUAUUAUGCCUGCAAGGCCAUCAAUGAGUAUGGCACCAAGCAGUGUGAAGCCAAGCUUGAUAUACAAGUGCACCCUGAGACCCAGUCCCUGGCAGUGCUGGCCCCCCUGCAGGACGUGGUGGUGGGGGCUGGGGAUGCAGCUAUCUUCGAGUGCCUGGUGUCUGGCCCACCUGAUGUGGACGUGGACUGGCUUUGGCGGGGGCGCCUCCUCCAGCCGGCCCUGCUCCAGUGCAAGAUGCAUUUCGACGGGCGCAAGUGCAAGCUGCUGCUGACCUCUGUGCAUGAGGAUGAUAGUGGCGUCUACACGUGCAAGCUAAGCACAGCCAAAGAUGAGCUGACGUGCAGUGCCAAGCUGACGGUAUGGCCUUCGCGCCAGCCACUCUUCACCCGCAAACUGGAGCCCGUGGCUGUGGUGGAGGGGCGGACAGCACGGUUUGACUGCAAGAUCAGUGGGGAACCCCCACCGACCAUCACCUGGACACGCUUUGGCGAGCCUGUGCAAGAGGGGGAAACCAUGCGUUUUCAGCAGGACGGGGGGCUGCACUCGCUGGUCCUGCUGCACGUGAGCUCUGAGGACGAGGGUCAGUACGGGGUGAGUGCCAGCAACAAGCACGGCCGAGCCGAGUGCACCGCAGACCUGUAUGUGGAGGAGCCCCGUCCGGCAGCUAGCUCCCAGAUCUCCAAGCUAGAGAAGAUGCCAUCUAUCCCCGAGGAGCCAGAACAAGGGGAGACCGAAGUGGAAUGCUCCACCAUGCCUGACUUCUUGCGGCCGCUGCAUGACCUAGACGUGGUGGAAUCCAAGGAGGCUGUACUAGAGUGCCAAGUGGCCGGGUUGCCCUACCCCGCUAUUACCUGGUUCCACAACGGCCGGCGAAUCGAGAGCACUGAUGACCGCAGGAUGAUGCAAUUCAAGGAUGUGCACCGCUUGGUCUUCGUCUCUGUCAGCCAUGCCCACGCAGGGGUCUAUAAAAGCGUCAUUGCCAACAAAGUGGGAAAAGCCACCUGCUAUGCACACCUCUAUGUCACAGACGUGGUGCCCACCCCCCCUGAUGGGCCACCCACCAUAGCCGCUGUUACUGGCCGAGCUGUCACACUGAAAUGGAACAAGCCCAAGUGGCUGGAUUCAGCCAUUGACCCUGCUACUGUGACCUAUACCAUCCAGCAGCAGAUGGUGGGUACCAGCCAUUGGACUGUUUUUGCCACGGGGGUGCGUCACACCUACUACACCGUUCUGGCGCUAAAGAAGGGGAUCUGGUACAUGUUCCGCGUGCUCACAGCCACAGCCAAGGCCAAUAGCAAGCCCUCUCCACCCACUGAACCUGUGCAGCUUCUUGAUCGUGGUCCCUACCUGACAGAGGCCCCUUUGAUCCUGGACAAACCAGAUAUGGUGUAUGCGGUGGAGGGGCAGCCGGCCUGCAUCACUGUCACCCUCAAUCACGUAGCGGUCGCCGUCACCUGGAGGAGGGCUGGUGUAGUGCUGAAAGACAGUGACCCUGGCUGGGAGAUGAGCAUGCCUGACGAUGACCAGCACUCCUUGCGAUUCUUCCGGGUGGGCAGGGGGGAUGUGGGGGAAAUCACCUGCGAGGUGAGCAACCAGCAUGGAUAUGACCACUGCUUCAUCAGCCUGGAGCUGGCAGAGGCACCCCGCUUUGAAUCCAUCAUGGAAGACAUUGAAGUUGGGAUAGGUGAGACACCACAAUUUGCUGUGGUGGUUGAGGGCAAACCCCUUCCAGACAUCAUGUGGUACAAGGAUGAGGUGCUCCUGACUGAAAGCAACCACCUGAGCUUUGUGUACGAGGAGAGCGAAUGCUCACUUGUUGUGCUGAAUACCACAGAGCAGGACGGAGGGGUCUACACAUGCACGGCGCGCAACCUGGCCGGAGAGGUAUCUUGCAAGGCUGAGCUUGUGGUUCGUGCAGCUGUGCCAGAUGCUGAUGCUGCACGGGCAGAAGAAGAAUCACACACGGCCCGCCGCCUGGCUGAAUAUUAUGAUGUCCACGAGGAGAUUGGCAGGGGAGCCUUCUCGUACGUGCGGCGAGUGACCCAGAAGAGCUCUGGUCUGGCCUUUGCUGCCAAGUUCAUCCCGUGCCGCGCCAAAGCCAAGAAAUCAGCACGCCGCGAGCUUGGCAUCCUGGCUCAGCUGGACCACGAACGCGUUGUCUACUUCCAUGAUGCCUUUGAGAAGAGGAACGCCCUCAUCAUUGUCAUGGAGCUUUGCACUGGAGAGGAACUGCUGGAGCGUAUAGCAAGGAAAUCCUCUGUGAGCGAAUCUGAAAUACGCUCCUACAUGCGGCAGGUCCUGGAGGGAGUCAGCUACCUUCACCACCAUGGCAUCUUGCAUCUUGACAUUAAGCCUGAAAACUUGUUGCUGGCUGAACCAGGCAGUGAUCAGGUGAGGAUCUGCGACUUUGGCAAUGCCCAGGAGCUGACUCCGGAUGAUCCACAGUACUGCAAAUAUGGCACCCCUGAAUUCGUAGGCCCUGAGAUCGUCAACCAGAGCCCUGUCUCCAGUGUCACUGAUGUUUGGCCAGUGGGAGUCAUCAUGUAUCUAUGUCUCACAGGGAUCUCCCCAUUCGUGGGAGAGAAUGACAAGACAACUCUCAUGAACAUCCGCAACUACAACGUGGCGUUUGAGGAGAGCAUGUUCACGGGACUGACGAGGGAGGCUAAAGGCUUUGUGAUCAAAGUGCUGGUUAAUGACCGCCUGAGGCCCAAUGCAGAGCAGACUCUGGAGCAUCCCUGGUUUAAGACACUGGCCAAGGGCAAGAGUAUCAGCACAGAUCAUCUCAAGCUCUUCAUCUCUCGCAGGAAGUGGCAGCGCUCCCAGAUUAGAUAUAAGUGCAACAUGGUGCCACGGCCUAUUCCUGAGCUUCUGGAGGACACGUCCAGCCACUUGUCUAUUGCUGUGCCACGCCUCCUCAAGGAGUCAUCGGUGUUCUCCUCGUCUUCCGAUUCUGAUGACCCAGAAGAGUUGCCCUACAUACCCAUGCCCCAUCAGCCUGAAUUUUCUGGUUCCCGCAUGUCCCUCACUGAGAUCCCGACAGAUGCUGAGCCUCUGGGCCCAGAUGGGGCUCCAGCAGAUGAGGAGGGUGCAUCCAUGGAGUGGCAGGAUGAGGGACCCGGAGCCGCAGGAGAUCCCAAGAGAAAGGAAGAGGCGGAGCCCUCUGUCAGGAGGCAGAAGGGUAUGUUGGCACGGAAACGCUCCACAGAGGCUGAGAAGCCCGGCUCUUCUGACGAGGAGGCCUCUGGGGCCCAGAAAAGGCCAGAGAAAAAGAAAGUCCUGAAGAAAGGCUCCAGCCUGGACUCCCCAGAAUCAUCCGAGAAGGCCCUACGCAAGGGGGAGCUGCGUCGUGGCAGUUCUGCAGAUAGUGCCCUCUUGCUCAACCUCCCCACAGAUGACACCGAGCCCCAGUCCCGUAAAAGCCUGACCAAGGCAGCUUCCAUGGAGUUGCCCCGCCGCAGCCCUAGCCCCGGCACCUUGUACCGCAAGAAGGGUGGCCUGCCUGAGGAAGAAUACGCCCAGCGUCUGGAGCUCAUGCGCCAGCGCCUGCUGCGUGGCAGCCCUGUGGAUGGCAAAUUGAGUGGCUUGAGGGGGCCCCUGCUGGAGACACUUGGCCUUGAGAAGAAGGUGUUGAGGCCUCCCAGGCUGGAGAAGCAGCUGUCCCCUGGGCAUAAGAUGGUGCGCGCUGCCUCCAGUGAGACGGCUCCCCAGCACCUGCCCCCCGAGGGGCGCCUCCUCCAAAAGAGCAGCUCCUUCAGCCAGGGAGAUGGGGAGCCUGUCACGCUGCACCGCCGCUCUGGAGCGCCGCUGGAAAUCCCCUUGGCACAGGCUGAGGCCCAGAGACUCAAAGAGACACCCUCCCUCUCAGCUCUGAAUGAGUCCAGGCCCCACACACCACACGAGCCCCCCUCCAAGCCCCCCACCCUUGGACUGGAAGCAGGGACAAAGCCCAUCGCCAGGCCUAGUGUGAGGAGACCAACCACCAGGGGAUCUGAGGGAAAGCUGCUGGCCAAAUUGGCCAAACCUGACGCUCCGGCGGCUGUAAAAGCCGUAGGCUCCCCAAGGGAGUCAACAUCACCCCUGCCCAUUUCACCCACCCCUAGCAGCUCAGCAGCCAAGCGUUCUGCCUAUGCUGAUGUCAUGCUGUCCUUGACUGGCGAGGCAGCCCAUGUCCCUCACAGGGAAGCAACGGAACCUUCUGUGGCUGCCUCAGAAGGCGGACCUCAGAUUUCACCAGCAGGCAUGGAACCCCACACGGCUGUCUUUGCCAAGAUGGCAGCACAGACACCUGGCAAAGAAGCCUCCACUCCGGCUCGCUCCUCCAGCGCUGAGCACAUCCUGGACAUUGACUCCGAAGAGGUGUUUGAGGCCAAGUUCAAGAGAGGCAGGGAAGGCUCCCUCGGUAGGGGCCGCAAGCUACUCUCCAGGUCUGAGGACCGGCGGCUGGCUGGGCCCCUGGUGCGGGAGGAAGGCAUAUAUCGGCCCAGCCCGGCCGGUGCUCCGCUAGAGCUGUCCAAGUCCGCGGUCUCCCGGCGCCUGGGCGAGCGCUCUCAUUCCGUGCAGGACCUGCACGAGGUGGAGAAGGAAGGGGGUUUCAUCCGCAGGAUGUCGAUGCGACUCCGCCGCACGCCCCCCACCGAGAGGAGGAAGGUCAAGGAGGACGAAGCAGGGGGACCGGCCCAGGGACGGCGGCUUUCGUGGGGCCUGGCUUCCAAGGACAAGAAGGACUCGGACAGCCAGCAGCCGGAGCCCGGCUCCGGCGAGUCGCCUGUCAUGGCAGUGCGCAGGAAAAUCGGCACUACCAUGGGGCGCCUCUCCACGCACUUGCGCAGCCACUCUCAGCAGCCUGCUGAAGAAGACCGCGCAGACACUGCUGGGGACCGCAUCAGGCAGCCUGAGAAGAAGGCCCCUUUCCUCUCUCAGCUGCGCCGGGCAACGUCUGAGGGCGAAAACCUGCGUCAGGUGGGCAUCCCACAGAACCAGCUGGCAGCCCAAUCUGCAAACGUCCCCUCCACGGAGUCCUUCCAGUCUGACUCAUCCACCGGCAAUGUUUCUGGUGAUGGCCCCCGGCGCAGUUCUCGCUGGGACCGCUGGAGCUUGUCCCGAGCCAAGAAAGACAAGGUUGCAUCACAGCCCAACAUUCCUGCCAGCCUGAGAGGGGAGGGCGUCGUCAUUGUGAGUCAGCCCUAUGUGCUCAGCGAGUCAGAUUUCCCUCCAGUUUUCCACAUAAAAUUGAAGGACCAGGUAUUGCUGGAGGGAGAGGCAGUGCAACUUUGCUGCCUUCCUGCAGCCAGCCCUGCCCCGCGUAUACUCUGGAUGAAAGAUAAGCAUCCCCUGGUAUCCGAGGGAGUUCUCAACAUUGUGGCAUGUAAGGAUGGCCGCCAGCUGCUCACCAUCUCCAAAGUCUCCAAGAAGGACGCUGGCUUGUACGAAUGCAAUGCUACUAAUGCCCUGGGCACUGCCACCAGUUCCUGCACCCUUGCUGUGGCACGGCUUCCUGGAAGGCCGGGCACCCCAGAGAUCCCGCAGAAGUACAGGAACACAGUUCUGGUGCUGUGGAGGCCAGCGGAUAGCCAGGCACCCUGCACAUACAUGCUGGAGCGCAAGAUGGAUGGAGAACAUGACUGGAAGAUGGUUAGCUCAGGCAUCGCCGACUGCUACUUCAAUGCCACAGACCUUCCAGUUGGGAGCAGCGUCAAGUUCCGCGUCGCCUGUGCCAACAAGGCUGGACAAGGCCCAUACAGCAACCCUUCUGGGAAGGUGUUCAUUGAGGGUGCAGAACUCAAGGCUGCCCACCCAGCUCUCGCUGCCAAGAAGAGCACGGCUGCCCAAGAAAAAGCGGCUGCCAGCCGAUCCACCCAGACCUCUUCUGACCAGUCUCCCCGGCCAACGCUGAGAAACACGGGGGCCCUGCCCUCCACCCCACCCAGGAAGCAUAAGGGGCCAGUGCCAGUGCGAGGAGAGGCUCAUGCUGUCCCACCGGUGAUGCAGGCCAACGAGGAGAAGUCUGUGGCUGCAGAGAAAGUCAAGCUUCCAAUCACGGCUCUGCUUCCAUCCUCCAAGGACGCCCCCUCCGCUGAGGGUCCGGCCGUCGCAGCGCCGACCUCUCCAGAGCCCACCUCCAAGCCUUCCAGGACUGCUCCUCCCCUCAGCAUCCGCAGCGUCUCCAUCGCCACCAAGGCCUCGCCUGCCCCAGCAUCCUCCCCUACCUCUCCCGUCGCCAAGUUCUCGCCUAUCUCUCCUGCGCUACUGACCCCCGCAGCAGACUCACCGGCGACCGUCUCCCCUAAAGCUGUCCCAUACGUCGUCACCUCUUUCAUCUCCAUCCCACCAAGGACACCCUCCACCUCGGAAGGUGCGCCCAGCCCCCCAGUCACCCCUGGCACAGAAGAGGCGCCUUCCCACACGCGCUUCCUGAGCCGGAGCACUACCCCUAGCAGGGACACAGGCAGCGGUGGUGCCCAGGGCAGGCUGACGGCAUCUGCAAAGGAUGACUCCUCUUUGCGCCAAGGGGUCCCUCAAAAGCCCUACACCUUCUUGGAUGAGAAAGCAAGGGGCCGGUUUGGAGUGAUCCGGGAGUGUAAGGAGAAUGCCACAGGCAAGCGCUUUAUGGCCAAGAUUGUGCCAUAUGAGGCGGAAGGCAAGCAGAGCAUCCUGCAAGAAUACGAGAUCCUUAAGGGCCUGCACCACGAGCACAUCAUGGCAUUGCACGAGGCCUACAUCACCCCUCGUUAUCUGGUGCUGAUAGCUGAGCACUGCACUGGGAAGGAGAUCCUCUAUCACUUUGUUGACAGGUUCCGUUACUCAGAGGACGAUGUGGUGGGGUAUGUAACACAGAUCCUUCAAGGACUGGAAUAUCUGCAUGGGCGGCGCAUCAUCCACCUUGACUUGAAGCCUGAUAAUGUCAUUGUGUCCUCCACAAAUGUAAUAAAAAUCAUCGACUUUGGCAGUGCCCAGAGCUACAAUCCACUGGUGUUGCGCCAGUUGGGGCGCCGUGUUGGCACGCUGGAGUACAUGGCUCCAGAAAUGGUGAAGGGGGAUCCCGUUGGCUCAGCAGCUGACAUCUGGGGCCUGGGAGUGCUCAUAUACAUCAUGCUCAGCGGCCGGUCGCCAUUCUUUGAAAUGGAUUCCUUGGAAGCAGAGGCCAGGAUCCUGGCAGGGCGUUACGAUGCCUUCAAGCUGUACCCUAAUGUCUCCCAGAGUGCUGCACUUUUCAUCCGCAAGGUCCUCAGUGCCCAUCCAUGGAGCCGCCCCACUCUCAAGGACUGCUUUGCCAACCCUUGGCUCCAGGACGCCUACCUGAUGAAGCUGCGGCGCCAGACCCUCACCUUCACCACGAGUCGCCUGAAAGAGUUCUUGGUGGAGCACCAGCGUCGGCGCAACGAGGCGGCCACCCAGCACAAGGUCUUACUGCGCUCCUACCAUGGCGCCAGCAGCCACAUGCCCUAGCCGCUUGCCCUGCCGGAGGAGCCACAAAACAUUCCAGCAGGGGGCGCGAUGGGCCAAGCACCCGUCCACCCAGCCAGGGUGGGACUGGUUGAUAUACCUCAUGGAUCAGGAGGCGCCGUCAGCACUGGCCGCUGUUCCUCACUCCACCCACCGGUCCUGGCAGUAGGCUGGCUGAGAGGGAGCGAAACUGUGCUUGAGGACAAGAUGUGGCCGAUCGACAAGACCGGUGACCGUGGGGCUGGGGCUGGGGAUCCGGGAAGGGUGGCCUGC
This is a messenger RNA of Elgaria multicarinata webbii, 10710 nucleotides long. RefSeq names its product striated muscle enriched protein kinase (gene SPEG). Bases 10 to 10440 code for a protein of 3476 amino acids. Gene Ontology annotation, biological process: protein phosphorylation. The record is from RefSeq and is a predicted model, not a curated record. NCBI's taxonomy places the organism in Eukaryota, Metazoa, Chordata, Lepidosauria, Squamata, Anguidae. Gene Ontology annotation, molecular function: ATP binding; protein kinase activity; protein binding. The transcript has 41 exons.